ACAGAAAUAGACAGCAAACCCAUCCUCCUCAUCAUUUUCUCACUCUAGGGUUUGUGAGAUUCCAUAUUCCAAUAAUUCCCAUUCCUUUGCUCUGUAGAUUGUUUUGUUUUCAAUCAACAGAAAAUCAAUCUCAAAGGAAGAAAUAUGGUGGCUUUGGUUUCUCGCACCGGUAGACAUUUGCAGCGUUACAACAAAGGCAGUCGCCAAGUCGUUGGAUGCAUUCCAUAUAGAUAUAAGGGUACCAAGAAGUCAUCCUCGGUGGUUGAGGAAGAAUUAGAAGUUCUUGUCAUUAGUUCACAGAACAAAGCAAAAGGGAUGCUUUUUCCCAAGGGAGGUUGGGAAACUGAUGAAUCCAUAAUAGAUGCGGCCCAACGAGAGACUAUGGAGGAAGCCGGAGUAUCAGGCGUUGUUGAGUGUGAAUUAGGUAAAUGGAAUUUCAAAAGCAGAAGGAAUGAUGUUUUUUACGAAGGCUACAUGUUUCAGUUACUUGUUAAGGAGCAACGAGAAAUUUGGCCGGAGAAAGACAUUAGACAAAGAAAAUGGUUGAGCGUGACAGAAGCAAGAAAAGCUUGCCAGCAUGGGUGGAUGAAGGAAGCCUUAGAUGUAUUUGUACGUCGUAUCACAUCUUCACAGCGGCAUGAAGAUGAAGAAAUUGGACCUUGUUCUCUAUGCUAGGACCAGCUAAUCGGACUUGUAAAUAUUGUACUGUUGAAGACCACAAAACAACGGUUCAGAGAGGCUGGAGGAAUUAUUAGGGUAGGAUCAGAGCAACCGACACAGUGUGGCAUUGCUGUUGGACCAGAAGCUAAGUACCAUCAUUAUCACGACCUUCUGAGGAACUUGGAAGAUUGGGGGUAGUAGCAAUUUCUGGUCUCCGUUUAAUUUUCUUGGCAUUUGUAAUCCCACCGGAAAGUUGCAUGAAAAUUAGAUGCUGUUGGACGGAAAAACAAUGUACAACGUCGUAUCGGAGUUUCUCAUGAAAAUUGGAUGCUGUAGGAGGGAAAAAAAUGUACCACUUUGUAUCGGAUUUAGAAGUUUUUUCAUUAAUGAAAAUUGUGAUCAUGGCAUGUUCCAAAAUGUGAAAAA
This is a messenger RNA of Cornus florida, 1086 nucleotides long. RefSeq names its product nudix hydrolase 17, mitochondrial-like. Gene Ontology annotation, molecular function: pyrophosphatase activity. NCBI's taxonomy places the organism in Eukaryota, Viridiplantae, Streptophyta, Magnoliopsida, Cornales, Cornaceae. The record is from RefSeq and is a predicted model, not a curated record. Gene Ontology annotation, cellular component: nucleus; cytoplasm. The transcript is spliced from 5 exons. Bases 145 to 675 code for a protein of 176 amino acids.